This is a messenger RNA of Etheostoma spectabile (orangethroat darter), 2009 nucleotides long. Its product is annotated as target of Myb protein 1. Lineage: Eukaryota; Metazoa; Chordata; Actinopteri; Perciformes; Percidae. Gene Ontology annotation, molecular function: ubiquitin binding; clathrin binding; phosphatidylinositol binding. Gene Ontology annotation, biological process: signal transduction. The record is from RefSeq and is a predicted model, not a curated record. Gene Ontology annotation, cellular component: endosome; membrane. The transcript is spliced from 15 exons. Bases 138 to 1628 code for a protein of 496 amino acids.
CCACCCCAGAGCCCGUGCGCCUCUCGGAAGCAGCGGCAGACACUGAAAGGAAAAGAGAACAUCGCAGUUCCAAGCUCAGUAGUUUACCGCGUUCAUUAACAGGCUGUAGCUCGCGUGGACGCCUGUCGUUUUUGACUAUGUUUUCCUUCGGGGAGAAAAUAGAGUUUCUCAUAGGAAACCCCUUUUCAACGCCCGUCGGUCAGAGAAUCGAGCGAGCGACCAGCGGCUCUCUGCAGGCCGAGGACUGGGGGCUCAACAUGGAGAUCUGUGACAUCAUAAACGAGACGGACGAGGGGCCCAGAGAUGCAGUCAAAGCUAUUAAGAAGAGAAUUGUAGGGAACAAGAACUUCAGAGAGAUCAUGUUGUCACUUACUGUUCUGGAGGCCUGUGUGAAGAACUGUGGCCAACGUUUCCACAUUCUUGUGGCGUCGCAGGAGUUUAUUGAAGGCGUUUUGGUCCGUUCCAUUCUGCCCAAACAUAACCCCCCCACUGUCCUCCAUGACAGGGUGCUCAGCCUCAUCCAGUCAUGGGCUGAUGCGUUUCGUAGCUCUCCCUCCCUAUCGGGGGUGGUGUAUGUAUAUGACGACCUGAGGAGACGUGGUCUGGAGUUCCCCAUGACAGAUCUGGAUGCUCUGUCCCCCAUCCACACUCCGAAUAGGAGUACCCCAGAAAAUGGGACUCCUGGAACGAGCCCUGUUGCAGCUCCCACACAUCAGUCACUACCACAAGCCCCUCCCAGUGUUCCCACUCAGAAUACGUCACCUCCGGUCCCAUCCAGUGAGGGACCAGCCUCCCUCUCUGCAGAACAGGAACAGAAGUUGCGAAGUGAGCUGGCGCUGGUGAAGGGAAAUCUCACUGUGAUGUCAGAAAUGCUGAACGAGCUAAUACCUGGACAGAGCCAGCAAGAUGAUACAGAGCUGCUACAGCAGCUGUACUCCGUGUGUAAGAGCAUGCAGACUCGAGUGGUGGAGCUCCUCCCCCAGCUGCUGGAUGAAGGGUUUAUUGAAGAGCUGCUAAUGGUCAACGAUGACCUCAACAAUGCCUUCAUCCGCUAUGAGAGGUUUGACAGACUGAACAGGGCACAAACUCCAAAUACUCAAGAGCGGAGCUCUACCACAAGCCCAAGCCUCCUCGACCUCAGUCCUGAGCCCUCAACUCUCAGCCAACCUGCUGUCAUCACAACCACCAGCCAACCAGCAGUCAGCACCCGGGCCAAUCAACAACGAUCAGCCAACCACAAAGAGGAGGAGGAGGAGUUUGACAUGUUUGCCCAGACGAGGGGCAGCUCCCUGGCGGAGCAGAGAAAAGGUGUCAGGUAUGAGGACCCAGGAGCUGUGGAAGGCCUAGCUGGAGCUCUGGAUACAAGGUUGCAGGUUACAGGAGGGAUGCCACCAGAGAAAAACUCUUUGCUGACUGAUGUUGAUAAACUGUUAUCUUGUGAUAUGGAAGACCAGUCUUCAGUUAGUGAUGGCGUGUCCAGUGAAGAGUUUGAUAAGUUUCUGGAAGAUCGGGCGAAGGCAUCGGACCACAGCAGUCAGGCAGUUCGCAGCGGGCCAGCCGCCACAUCCAGACCGCUGCCGCAAUCUAACCGGCAACAGGACAGAUCAGACAAUCUCUUUACACUUUAAAUUUGAGGAAACAAGCUGUGUAAGUAACACACACCACACACACAACACACACACACACACACACACACACACACACACACAACACCCACGCCACACACACCACUACAGACCUGUGACCUGCUGCAUAAUCAACUUAUUGCAUGAAUGCAAUAUUUCUUAGUUAAUUCCUACUGUUUAUCUUUAUGUAAGUAUAAAAUACUGUAUGUGACUGUAUUUAUGAACUGUAUUAUAAUGUUGAUGUAUACAAAAAUUUAAAUUAGAACAAGUGUUUACAGUUAAGUAUAAGGUUGAAUAUGUAAUAUUAUGCCAUCAUGUGCCUUUGACUGAGACAGCUGAUUGAGUCUAGAGGAGAAUAAAUGGGGUUAUUGUCCUGCAAACAUG